AUGCAAUCUCGUUCAUAAAGAAGAAGAAGAAUAUUGAAAUAAUGCAUUCAAAAAAAGAGUAAAAUAGAAGACAAUGCUCAUGUAACUUAGGAAAUAGAUUCUGAAUACGAGGAUGUUAGUGAAAUGGAGGAAGAUGAAUAAAUUCAAUAUGAAGAUGAAUUUGAUGAUGAAUAUGGUAAAUUAUCAAAAUAAUUUAGUUAGAGAGUGAAGAAGGAGAAAUCAAUAUAGAUAGUGAAGAUGAAGAAAUAUUAGAAAAGGAAGAGUAAUCUUAAGAAUAAUCAUAAUAAACUCAAUAAUAAUAAUAACCCAUAUAAUAAUAAUCAAAACUCAAGAGAAAGAAGAAGGGUAUGGAAUAAGAGAAUCAAGAGAAUCAAAAGAGAGUAUGGUUCUAUGAUGAAGCUGAAAAUUUAGAUUUUGAUAAUAGAGCUUAUAAUAUGUUACAUAGAGUCACAACUGAAUGGCCUUGUUUAUCUUGUGAUUUUGUAUUAACUGAAGAAGAAUAAUAAUAAUAUAAAAAUAAGGAAUACCAAAAAAUGAAUAAGUAUCCAUAUAGUGUAUAUUUGGCAGCUGGUACUCAAGCAGCAUAACCAACCAAAAAUUAAAUAUACUUAUUAAAAUUAUCAAAAAUGCAUAAAACUAAAUAUGAUGAUGAUGAAGCAUCUUAAUCAGAAGAAGAUAGUGAAGAUGAUAAUCUUAGUAAUGAUGAAGAAGGUUAAGUACAUUUGAGUAGUGUUACAGGAUUAAAAUGUGGAGUAAAUAGAAUUAAAACUAUGAAUGGUUAAGCAAUUGCUGCUUAUUGGAAUGAAAAUGGAGAUGUUAAUAUUUUAGAUCUUAAUCCAUUAUAUAAAAAACUUUAAUCUAAUUAAUAAUCUUAAUUUAAUUUAUCACAAUUACAUCAUAAAGUAUUCAAAAAUUAACAUGAAGGAUUUGCAUUAGAUUGGAGUCGUUUAAAAGUAGGUGAUUUAUUAAGUGGUUCAGUUGAUGGUAAAAUUUAUUUAUAUCAAUUAAAUAAUAAUGAUUGGAUUAGAGAAAAUAAAGCUUAUGAAUAUCAUAAAGGAAGUGUUGAAGAUAUAUAAUUCUCACCAAUUGAAAGUUUUGUAUUUGCUUCAUGUUCUACUGAUGGAUCUCUAUGUAUUGUUGAUACAAGAGAAGGAAAACAUAAAUAAGCUUAGAUCUUGGUUAAAGCUCAUAAUUGUGAUGUUAAUGUAAUCUCAUGGAAUCAAGUAUCAGCUACUCUUGUUGCUACAGGAGCUGAUGAUGGAUGCUUUAAAAUAUGGGAUUUAAAAUAUCCUAAAAAUGAUGCCAUUUCUGAAAUUCAAUUCCAUAAUAAAGCCAUUACAUCUAUAUAAUUUUAACCAAAUAGUGAUUCUAGUAUAGCUGUAUCAUCAGAAGAUCAUAAAUUGUCUAUUUGGNAAAAGAGAGUAUGGUUCUAUGAUGAAGCUGAAAAUUUAGAUUUUGAUAAUAGAGCUUAUAAUAUGUUACAUAGAGUCACAACUGAAUGGCCUUGUUUAUCUUGUGAUUUUGUAUUAACUGAAGAAGAAUAAUAAUAAUAUAAAAAUAAGGAAUACCAAAAAAUGAAUAAGUAUCCAUAUAGUGUUUAUUUGGCAGCUGGUACUCAAGCAGCAUAACCAACUAAAAAUUAAAUAUACUUAUUAAAAUUAUCAAAAAUGCAUAAAACUAAAUAUGAUGAUGAUGAAGCAUCUUAAUCAGAAGAAGAUAGUGAAGAUGAUAAUCUUAGUAAUGAUGAAGAAGGUUAAGUACAUUUGAGUAGUGUUACAGGAUUAAAAUGUGGAGUAAAUAGAAUUAAAACUAUGAAUGGUUAAGCAAUUGCUGCUUAUUGGAAUGAAAAUGGAGAUGUUAAUAUUUUAGAUCUUAAUCCAUUAUAUAAAAAACUUUAAUCUAAUUAAUAAUCUUAAUUUAAUUUAUCACAAUUACAUCAUAAAGUAUUCAAAAAUUAACAUGAAGGAUUUGCAUUAGAUUGGAGUCGUUUAAAAGUAGGUGAUUUAUUAAGUGGUUCAGUUGAUGGUAAAAUUUAUUUAUAUCAAUUAAAUAAUAAUGAUUGGAUUAGAGAAAAUAAAGCUUAUGAAUAUCAUAAAGGAAGUGUUGAAGAUAUAUAAUUCUCACCAAUUGAAAGUUUUGUAUUUGCUUCAUGUUCUACUGAUGGAUCUCUAUGUAUUGUUGAUACAAGAGAAGGAAAACAUAAAUAAGCUUAGAUCUUGGUUAAAGCUCAUAAUUGUGAUGUUAAUGUAAUCUCAUGGAAUCAAGUAUCAGCUACUCUUGUUGCUACAGGAGCUGAUGAUGGAUGCUUUAAAAUAUGGGAUUUAAAAUAUCCUAAAAAUGAUGCCAUUUCUGAAAUUCAAUUCCAUAAUAAAGCCAUUACAUCUAUAUAAUUUUAACCAAAUAGUGAUUCUAGUAUAGCUGUAUCAUCAGAAGAUCAUAAAUUGUCUAUUUGGGAUUUUGCUGUUGAAAAUGAAAAUAAUAAUGAAGAAGAUGUACCAGAUUAAUUAAUGUUUGUACAUUAAGGAUAAAAGGAUCUUAAAGAAUUGAAAUAUCAUCCUGUUUAUUAUGAAAUGAUAGUGAGUACUUCUGCAAAUGGAUUUAAUGUAUUUAAACCAACAUUAGAUGAAGAAGAAAAGAAAUCAGAGCAAUCUGAAGAAGAUUAAGAUUAAAUACCUGUUAUAAAAGAAGAGGAUCUAAAUAAAUAUUUUUAAUAAAUGUCAAUCCAAUGA
Molecule: messenger RNA, 2729 nt
Organism: Paramecium pentaurelia
Lineage: Eukaryota; Ciliophora; Oligohymenophorea; Peniculida; Parameciidae
Source: the annotation of a GenBank genome assembly